UCCCCCCCCCACCCGAGGGCAACGUGGCUGGGGACAUCUUGAUCCUUGGGAUCCGAGGCCCCAUUUCUUGCAUUUGGAGGCCUCUUCGGGCUCCAUAAUGAGCCUUACUCAGCCUGGAGUAAUUAGGAAUUCCAAGCAGGCUGCUCUUCAGCGGUGUGCACUCGUCCCCUCUCGUUCCUGAGAAGCAGUUGAGAGUUCAGGCGCUGCCUGCUUUGGUGAGCAAGGGCGUGAAGGAGGCCGGCACCAGCACUGCCCACAGCAAGCUUCCCCCAUCUUCAGCCCCGAGGCGUUGACCAGCCUGCGGCCUGCCCUGUUUACGGUCCCUACCAGUUGAGUGGUAACAGUUGGCCUCUUGACUACUUUGUCCACAGUGUCUCCUGCAUGUCCUGCUGCCCUGAGCUGUGCCGAGCUAGGUGACAGCGUGUCACGCUGCCACAAUGAAUGAGGUAUCUGUCAUCAAAGAAGGUUGGCUCCACAAGCGAGGCGAAUACAUCAAGACCUGGAGGCCCCGGUACUUCCUUUUGAAGAGUGAUGGCUCCUUCAUUGGGUAUAAGGAGAGGCCCGAGGCUCCUGACCAGACUUUACCCCCCCUAAACAAUUUCUCUGUCGCAGAAUGCCAGCUGAUGAAGACCGAGAGGCCACGGCCCAACACCUUCGUCAUACGCUGCCUGCAGUGGACCACUGUCAUCGAAAGGACCUUCCACGUAGACUCUCCAGAGGAGAGGGAGGAAUGGAUGCAGGCCAUCCAGAUGGUUGCCAACAGCCUGAAGCAGCGGGGCCCAGGUGAGGACCUCAUGGACUACAAGUGUGGCUCCCCCAGCGACCCCACUGCAUCUGAGGAGAUGGAAGUGGCCGUCAGCAAGGCACGGGCCAAAGUAACCAUGAACGACUUUGACUAUCUCAAACUUCUGGGCAAGGGCACCUUUGGUAAAGUCAUUCUCGUGCGGGAGAAGGCCACAGGCCGGUACUAUGCCAUGAAGAUCCUGCGGAAGGAGGUCAUCAUUGCCAAGGAUGAAGUUGCCCACACGGUCACUGAGAGCCGGGUCCUUCAGAACACCAGGCAUCCCUUCCUCACUGCCCUGAAGUAUGCCUUCCAGACUCACGACCGCCUGUGCUUUGUGAUGGAAUAUGCCAACGGGGGUGAGCUGUUCUUCCACCUGUCCCGGGAACGAGUCUUCACAGAGGAUCGAGCACGCUUUUAUGGCGCAGAGAUUGUCUCGGCUCUUGAGUAUCUGCACUCAAGGGAUGUGGUGUACCGUGACAUCAAGUUGGAAAACCUCAUGCUGGACAAAGAUGGACACAUCAAGAUCACUGACUUUGGCCUGUGCAAAGAGGGCAUCAGUGACGGGGCAACGAUGAAAACCUUCUGUGGGACCCCGGAGUACCUGGCACCCGAGGUGCUGGAGGACAAUGACUACGGCCGUGCCGUGGACUGGUGGGGGCUGGGCGUCGUCAUGUAUGAGAUGAUGUGUGGCCGCCUGCCCUUCUACAAUCAGGAUCACGAGCGCCUCUUUGAGCUCAUCCUCAUGGAGGAGAUACGCUUCCCAAGGACACUUGGGCCUGAGGCUAAGUCCCUGCUGGCUGGCCUGCUGAAGAAGGACCCUAAACAGAGGCUCGGUGGGGGGCCCAGUGACGCUAAGGAGGUCAUGGAGCACAGGUUCUUUGUCAGCAUCGACUGGCAGGAUGUGGUGCACAAGAAGCUCUUGCCACCCUUCAAACCUCAGGUCACUUCAGAGGUGGACACCAGGUACUUUGAUGAUGAGUUCACCGCCCAGUCCAUCACAAUCACACCCCCGGACCGCUAUGACAGCCUGGGCUCGUUGGAGCUAGACCAGCGGACACACUUUCCCCAGUUCUCUUACUCAGCCAGCAUCCGCGAGUGAGAGCGAGCAGCCUGCCAUGUUGCCACCCCACAGGACAUGUGCACAGCUGCGUCCACUGUUUAGGUGGCUUUUAAGAAAAACUUUAUUUUGCCUCUUUGGUUUGUAUUCUCCUCCCACUCCUACCCUCAUCCAGUUCCAGUUUCUCCUUCAGUCCUUGCCCAGGCUCACUCACAGGUCCCUGCGGCCGUGCCUCCAAUCUCCCGCUAUGUCAGGACAGGUUCUUGGGAGAGGGGAGAUUCAGGUUGUAAUCCCUGCCAGCACCCUGGAGGGGGAAGUGUGGAGCCGCAGGGUGCCCGGGAUCCAUGGACAGGGUGCCCUGGUGGUACUCCUGCAGCACUGCUUCCAGACAGGGCUGUGGAUGGAGACCUCCAGAAAGACAGUGUUCCAGCCGCCCUGUGUCCUGUCACCUGGGUGCUCAGAGCCUGGCAGGGGACAGUCCAUCUGCCACCACCCCACUGGGGCAGAAAAGCAAUAAUGUCCAAGGACAGGCCAUGGGAUCUAGGUUAGGGUCCUUCACAAAGGAGCCAGAUCCUUGAAUCCACGUGGAGCCAGGGCAGAGGCCCCCCUGGCCCUGCCUCCCUCUUCCCUGCAAGCUGCUGUCCUGACUCUGGGUGGGGCGUGAGGAACAUUUGAGGCCAGCCCUUCCGCUCAGCUCUGUGCCUUCCCUGGGCUUCCUUCCAGCCUGCCUUACCUCCCGCUGGGCCCUUGCAGGGUGAGGGCAGAUAGGGCUUUAGCCUCCCUCAGCUGUUACUCAUCUUGCGCCGAGACAGUAUUGGGUCCAGUGGAUCGGCUGGGCUCUGGGGGUGGGGAUGGGUGCUCUAACCCUAACCCCCCACCCUGGUCUCCAAGGCCCCUUCUCUGGAGCCUGAGGUGAUCAGGAUAGAGAGGCCACAUCAGUGCUGUGGGCCCCAAGAGUGCCUUGCACUGUCAGGAGCGGCCCGAGCUGGUACACAAGCUCGUGGCCACACUAGUGUGAGUAAGCUCCGGCCCAAGCCCUGGCCCGAGCGUUUGAUCCGUGGGCGCAGCGGGUACAGGGUGUCCACCCGCUGCUCUGCCCAUGUCUCCUCUUCCCUUCUCCCCAACACCUCUGGGUGUUUGAAAUUUAGUUUUUAUGGUUUUGAUCUCUCACUCCACCUCCAGGACUAGGCAGUUCACAGGCAGUGGGGUGGGGUGGAGUGAUUUGGGGGUGUCUUUUUUUCCUUCUUACGUGUGUAUGUUUAUCUGACAGUUCUCCUUCAUCCCCACUGACCUUUCCUCCUCCUCCUCGUAUUUGUACGGUACAAGCAAUAAAGACACUCGUUUCAGGUGA
Messenger RNA from Jaculus jaculus (lesser Egyptian jerboa), 3192 nucleotides. It is a transcript of the gene Akt2, whose product is annotated as AKT serine/threonine kinase 2. Gene Ontology annotation, biological process: protein phosphorylation. Gene Ontology annotation, molecular function: ATP binding; protein serine/threonine kinase activity. The record is from RefSeq and is a predicted model, not a curated record. Bases 438 to 1883 code for a protein of 481 amino acids. NCBI's taxonomy places the organism in Eukaryota, Metazoa, Chordata, Mammalia, Rodentia, Dipodidae. The transcript has 14 exons.